Centropristis striata (black sea bass) is the source of this 2830-nucleotide messenger RNA. RefSeq names its product ATG5 autophagy related 5 homolog (S. cerevisiae) (gene atg5). The transcript has 8 exons. Gene Ontology annotation, biological process: nucleophagy; autophagosome assembly; C-terminal protein lipidation. The record is from RefSeq and is a predicted model, not a curated record. Gene Ontology annotation, cellular component: phagophore assembly site membrane; Atg12-Atg5-Atg16 complex; cytoplasm. Lineage: Eukaryota; Metazoa; Chordata; Actinopteri; Perciformes; Serranidae. Bases 341 to 1168 code for a protein of 275 amino acids.
ACUAGCUUUUUUAAAACGUAUAUAUUUUUUCAUAGAUGAACAAAACUUUGCAUUUCAUUCAUACGUGUCACUUAUUGUAGAAACAUUAACGAGUAAAAAAGGUUUUUGUGUUGUUGCAGUACACACAGCUGGCCGCUAGGCGCCGCCGUUUGACGGUGAACUGAGGCUUUCAGCUGUUUUCCGGUGACAGCAGGGGAAUGACAACAUCGACAGUCACGGCCCUUCUUCCAUUCAAGCCGACUGCAAAACAUCGACAAAAACAGGGAGCUGUCUGUCAGUGCACGUCGGCAUCUGUGUUUGGGGAAUUUAUUCUUUAUGUGCCACUGGGAGCAGAAGCAGCAUGGCAGAUGACAAGGACGUGCUGAGAGACGUUUGGUUUGGUCGGAUCCCCACCUGCUUUACUCUGAACCAGGAUGAGGUUACCGAGAGAGAAGCCGAGCCCUACUAUCUGCUCUUACCCAGGGUGAGCUACCUGACUCUGGUCACAGACAAGGUGAAGAAACACUUCCACAAAGUAAUGAGGACCGAAGACGUAGAGGAGAUGUGGUUCGAGUAUGAAGGGACGCCACUGAAAUGGCACUAUCCAAUUGGAGUUUUGUUUGACCUCCAUGCGUCCAACACUGUAUUACCCUGGAGCAUCACUGUGCACUUUAAGAAUUUUCCAGAUCGUGACCUGCUCCACUGCCCGUCCAACUCUGUGAUCGAGGCUCACUUCAUGUCCAGCAUCAAGGAGGCCGAUGCCCUCAAGCACAAGAGCCAAGUCGUCAACGACAUGCAGAAGAAAGACCACAAACAGCUGUGGAUGGGCCUGCAGAAUGAUAAGUUUGACCAGUUCUGGGCCAUGAACAGGAAGCUGAUGGAAUAUCCUACCGAGGAGGGAGGCUUCAGAUACAUCCCCUUCAGGAUAUACCAGACGAUGAGCGACAGGCCGUUCAUCCAGAAACUGUUUCGCCCUGUUUCACCUGAAGGCAACAUGCACACGCUCGGUGACUUGCUGAAAGAGUUGUACCCCACUGCAUUACCAAAUGACGGUGAGCAGAAGCGUUACCAGGUUGUGAUCCACGGUAUCGAGCCGCUGCUGGAGACGCCUCUGCAGUGGCUCAGCGAACACCUCAGCCACCCCGACAACUUCCUGCACAUCUGCGUCAUCCCCGUCCCUUCUGACUGAGGCCACACCUGCCACACCUCACCGUCACCGUGACGACCCAUCGACAGACCAGCCGACCCGCCACGCCGGCUGGUCAACCGCCGAAACGGUAGCGCAAAAAAAACGGUGGAAACUAGGAACUAACAGACUCUUUAAUGAGAAGCAGAUCUUAUUGAUGAAGAUGAAGAAAGGAUGUGAGGGAGGUAUUUAACAAACCUCUUCUUCCAUCUCGUCUAUUUAUAUUUCUACUCCUCCUACCACUACUACUACUACUCCUCCUUUCCCUCCAGAAAACUUUAUAGGACGCAAGGAUGCAGAUCUUCUCUUUCUCCUCUGCUCCCAAAGGAAAGAAGACGUUUCUUUAGGGGGAGAGGAGGUUGAGUGAGCAGAUUUCUCUUUUUUCUACUCUCGCAUCUUCUCCUCCUCUCCAAGCAAACAUCUCCAUGGGAGGAGAGGUGGUGAAGGGAUCCCUCGUUUUUCCAUCCUGCCAUACAUAUCCCUCCUUGUCUAGUCCAAGAUAAAGACUGUCCUGUCGACAGGGAGACAAUUGUUUGGGAUUUGGGGAGAGGUGAAUCCAGUCCUGCUGAAGUUGCCUUAGUUAACACAUUCACUCUUUUUCAUCGUCAUCGUCUCUGCAAAACAUCUGGACACACAGAGUCACUCUGAGUUUACAUCACAGUCUGCAAACAUUAUUGUUAUCUUCAAAAACUUUGACUUUUUACAGAGGAUUUUCUGCUGGUGGGGCUGCUUGCAUUAAACAUUGGCUUCAUUUGACAAAGUGAGCUGAAAUCAGAAGAGGACGAGCUGAUUUCUCUCUACUCUCCAGCACAGUCUGGGUCUGGUUUGGACUUAACAUCUGGUGCCACUGUUGAGUUAAGCAUCUAAUUAUUAAGUUAUUUUAAAAAGAAAAGCAACUUAACAAGCAGAUACAUGUGUCAUCACCUAGCUCUAUUCCCGAAUUAGCAUUAAAUUGCAGCUUUAACUCCAUUUUUGUUUAUUUUCAUUUUUUUAAUCUUAAAAACUUAUUUUCAGAAUUGAAAUAAACCAGAAUUGUCUGUUAAUUAGACGUUCCUGUGUGGGUGAUGGGACACUACAACUGUCAAAUACAAAUGGAAAAACUAAAAAAAAAAAGCAUUACAUUCUUUGUUAUUUACUUGUUUUGAUAUCUUUGCAGAAGACAGGUGGAGAUAGAAGAUUUUCACAGGGUAUCUUUUGGGAGCGAACCAGCUAUUUUUACGAGGCUAACACAAAGGGGGUCAUGGGAAAAAAAAACUCCACAUAUGUUUUCAAUAGCAGGUGUUGAUUUCUCUCCAUCAAUACAACACAGUUAUGCUGUUUUACUGUAUGUUUCUGUCAGGUUUGGCUUGAGCCUCUUUGUCUGCAGCCAAACUUAAAUGAGCAUCUGGUUUUGUUUCAUUUUAAGAACUCAGCUUAGAUAACGAGACAGCAAGCACAAUUAGUGUUCAGUCUGUUGGGGGACACUGUUGUUUUAACAUGUACUACAUAUGCUUUCAUGAUCCAAUGUUUGUUUGUGGACAAACAAAACUGGACGUUGAGGAUGUAAUUAUUAUUUUUCUUUUUUUUUUUAGCUAAGUUUGCAUCGUAUAUCAGCAUCUUUCUUUUCUUUUUUUACAUCUGUUCAUACUGGAAUAAAAUGACUCAAAAUAAAAGUUAAUUCAAAUA